This is a messenger RNA of Myzus persicae (green peach aphid), 1118 nucleotides long. RefSeq lists its product as uncharacterized. Lineage: Eukaryota; Metazoa; Arthropoda; Insecta; Hemiptera; Aphididae. The coding region runs from base 182 to 964 and encodes 260 amino acids. The record is from RefSeq and is a predicted model, not a curated record. The transcript is spliced from 4 exons.
UCUAUGUUUUUGUACACUGAAAAAAUGUUUAUGCUAUAUUUGUUCGUCAUAGUUUAUCGGGCACAACGAAGAUGCCCUGAAUACGACGAUAAAUCAUUUUUACAUCGUUAGUGCUCACAUCAAGCCGAGAGGUGAAGAAGGCGGUGGAAUAUUUCCGACGAGAGAAGAGAAAUGGGAAGCGAUGACUUACGCCGGUUCGCUAUCUGGAUACGCGAGCGGUCACAACUACCACGGCUUGGUGUUUUCAGUCAAUACGAUAUUCGCGAAAAAACUCAGCAGAAAUAAAAUACCUCGGGUGUUUUUGACACGAGCACUGUUGGCUUCCAAGGCCAACAUUAAUGAAAUUAAAGACAUACUAACCAAUCACGGAGCCGGUACGGCAGACGCGUUUCACGUAAACGCCGGUUUCCUCGAAGGAAGCAGAUGUAACCGGGUAUUCUAUUCGAUCGAGGUGACCCCGUCGGAAACCGAUCAGAUGUCAAAAGUGAUCGUAACAUCGGUAGACACCGAAUCCAUAGCCUUUUACACGAACAAAUUACAAUUUUCGGAUUGCGAGGAACUAAAAGAAUCUGGAUGGAAAAGCAGCGUGGCCAGAGAAAAAGUGUUUGAGGAAUUACUGUUACAGGAACCAAUAUCAAGCUUGCAAGACAUUCUGAGAAUAUUGGGAUCCACUCGCGGUGGAAAAUGGCAAAUUUUUAGGGACAGGGAUAGUGAUUUUGUCAACACGAUCAAUCUCGGAGUUUUUGAUUUUAUUGAAAAAACGUGGACGAUAUGGACAAAUAAUCCCUUGACCAAUCCUCCUAUUAUAAAGCUGUCGUUAAAAUUCACGACUUUCAUCAGUCCUUUUAUAAAUGAAGAAACUGAAAACCAGCCAUAUAUUAGUAGAAUUACAUCAGGGAUUUCUGAUAUUUAUAAAAAUGGUUUGGAGAAGUUCAAAAAUAUGUUUGAUAUAAGAUUAUAUUAAUACAAAUUUUAAAUUUAAAUUUUACCAGGCUAUUAACUUCACUAAUUUAAAAUUGUAAUAACUUAAGUACAUACGCACAUAUGUUAAUUUAUUAUGCUUUAUAAUAUUUUCUUAACGCAAUUGAAUACAACAUUAGCAAAUGGUAACAACUAUA